This is a messenger RNA of Fusarium proliferatum ET1, 699 nucleotides long. RefSeq lists its product as uncharacterized. The record is from RefSeq and is a predicted model, not a curated record. Gene Ontology annotation, biological process: regulation of transcription by RNA polymerase II. Gene Ontology annotation, molecular function: DNA-binding transcription factor activity, RNA polymerase II-specific; RNA polymerase II cis-regulatory region sequence-specific DNA binding. The transcript has a single exon. The coding region runs from base 1 to 699 and encodes 232 amino acids. Lineage: Eukaryota; Fungi; Ascomycota; Sordariomycetes; Hypocreales; Nectriaceae.
AUGGAUUCCUUCACGUCUGAUUUUGUCGACAAUGUAGGGCAUCAAAUCUCAGCGUAUCCUGUCUUUCCAACACCACCCGAUAUCCAUUUCGGCUUUCACACUCUUGAAUCGACAAACACAUUCAUCAAUGGCCCAAGUGAAAGCGUUCAGAUCGAUUCUUGGUUCUGUCAAAAAUGGUUGGAUAAUUCUCGAAACGUACAAACGGAAGCCGUCACCAGCUCAGUUGACUGCAAAGAGUCGACAGCGGCAGCAUGUUCAGAGCACGGGAUCCAGAUCCUCGCUCGGCCUGCUCGAGAUCAUAAUUCAAAUACAAGGUCAAAAGUUCAGCAGGACAGAAAGUCCCAUUCCAUGCAGACUACAACUAUCACAAAGCAAGGCUAUUCUGAGCAAGACGGCCAGAACCGAGAUUCCAUGCAAGAUAAAGCAUCGCGAAUUCGGGAGAGGAAUCGAAACAUUGCCCGCAAGUACCGAGGCCGCAAGCAAUGUGAAGCAGAGGCUUUAGAAGCUUACACGCAGAAAUUGCAAGGGGAGAAUGCGAUCUUGCGGGCCCGCUGCAAUGGUCUGGCCAACGAAGUACUGGAUCUCAAGAGUCUAUUAUUGCAGCAUUCAGAGUGCAAUUGUACGAUGAUCCAAGCAUUUAUUGCUGUUGAGGCAAAACGGUCACUCCACAGCCUUCUUUCACCAAACUCAUAUAGUUAA